GUCCGUGCAUGAAUGUGUCUGUACGAGCGAUUGUGUUUGGAGUAGGUGUUCUAGUUUUUGUUUUGUUUUUUUUACUUUCAGUCAUAGCUUUUCAAAAUCACUACAAACAAACAUAGGAGGUGUUUGAGCUUUAUUUUACUGAUACGUUAACAGAAGUAGUGACUAAAAGGUUGAAUGAAGUUUUUCUAUUCUGUCUGGUCGUCAGUUGCUCAUGCAUCAAGGAAGCGCAUGUCCUAAAAGGAUUUUUGUCCUUUUCUUUAAAGUAGCACAUUCUUACCGGUGCAGGUGCAAUUCUUGCAUAACAAAAGCAAGACAUUUAAAUUUUUACUUGAUCUGCAGACCCAGAAGGGAAUGGAGAACAGUAUUCAUACUCUCUGACACAGUUGAUAACAUUUAGUGCAACUUUAGACGCCAUCAGUGAGCCGGUAAGUGUUAGAAGAUGGUUGCAUGAGAUAAGGGGACAUUUUUUUCUAUUUAUGUGGUAACACAACUUCAUGUGGUCUACUUCUACUUCUGUUAAAGAACAGAAGUAGAGGGAGGGUUGGACUGUGAACCUAAACGAAGAUAUGCACUGUCUCAGUUCCCCAUCUUGUAUUCUCGUGAGCUCGGCUCGUCCUUCUCCACUCAUGCUCAUACAGAAAAAGUCAGAUCUUGUAGGCUAGGAUGGGGAAAACCUCACUCUCUUGGGUCUCGACUUUACUUUUGCUGAAUACAGUCUUCAAUUUUGGACAUGCACAAGGUGACGUAACAUCUUUUUUCUCUGUUAUUGUGGAUCUUCACACUAAUGGUACUCUCAGACCUUUUUCAAUUGAAUAUGUGUUGGAAUAGCACAAGAAGCCUUGAAUUCAUUGUUUACAUCUUAUGUUUUUUGUUCUUUAAUCUAGAUGUUAAUUUGACCCUUGAACCCAGUUCAUCCCCUUUAUUUCAUGGAGAGUCCGUUACCUUCACAUGCAACAUGACAGGAGGAUACGACUCUAACUGGCUCUACAAAUUCCACCGAAACGGUCAACACAUUGUCGCCAAGGCCGAUGUUUCAAACUCCCUUCAACUCCACCUAGCGACCGACCUGAGCGGGCGUUACCAGUGCUCUGCUUAUCGUAAGGACUCACCAGGGAUCAACAAGCAGAGUAACAACAUCACACUUUCUGUGGCAGCCAACAGGCCUACAGCUACUCUGACUGCAGACAAGAAAACCAUUUCAGAGGGCAGACAAACUGAACUUACCUGCUCAGUUAAAGACUCUGCUGGAUGGAAGUAUGACUGGUUCAUGCACAGCUUCUCUGAAGCCCAGAUUGAGAACAACGCUGUCAAAAACACCAUCAACAUCCACAGUGGAGGCAUCUACUGGUGCAGAGGAAGAAGAGGAAGCCCAGCUUUCUUCACUGAGCCCAGUGAAAAGUUUGUCAUUGAGAAAAGCCUGUCCAACCAGGCAACUGUUGCUUUGCAACAUAGCUGGAGCCAGAUAUACAGUGGUGAGGCAAUAUCCAUGAGGUGUGAGAUUAAGGGAGGAGGAAGCUCUAUGCGGGAAUACGAGUGGAGAACAACAACCUCAAAGCCACCAUCAAGAGAGCGUACGGUUCAUAUUAGAGCCUCUGCUUCCGCCACUGGUAACUUCUGGUGUAGGGGGAGAGCAGAUCCAUUUUCCUCAACCGAGUGGAGCCAAGAAUACCAUCUGAGAGUGUCAGAUAAACCAAGGCCCGUGGUGAGGGCCAAUAAAAGACUCAUACCAGUAGGGGGCAACGUAACACUCACCUGCUCUGUGGACUAUCCGACUGAGUGGAAAUACUACUGGUUCAGACACACUGGCAACUUUCCUGACAUUAAGACCAUUGAAGAAGGAAAAUCAGAAAAUGUCAUCAGUGUCUCUCAGGGAGGAGUGUACUACUGUCAGGGAGGAAGAGGAAACCCAGUCUUCUUCACUGAAGAAAGUCAUCGGAUCACCAUUGAGAAAAGAGUUUCCAAUAUGGCUGCUGUUUCUCUGGAGCCUGACUUGCCCGUGAUCUACUCUGGAGAGACGAUCACCGUUAGAUGUGAGAUUUCUGGAAGUCAAAGCAAUGAAUGGGUUUAUGAAUGGAGCAAGCCAAUAUCGGAUACCUUACCAAUGAAUGAGUACCGAAUUGUUACUGCAUCCGAGUCCAGCAGUGGGAACUACAGGUGUUUGGGGCGACGCAAGCAGGAUCUGUAUUCAUCGACAGAGUGGAGCAACGUCAGGACAGUCACAGUUUCUGAGCAAAGACCAAAGGCUGAAAUUAUUGCUGACAGAAACUUUUCAACAGGGGGCACUGUGACGCUGACCUGUUGUGUUCCACCGUCAUCGUCACCAUCUAGUUGGACUUACCACUGGUACAGAGAUGAGAUCGCCUCUAAACCUCUGGAGCUGAAAUCUGCUGCAAAUGGAGAACUCGUUGCGUCACAGAAUGGAUUGUAUUUCUGCAGAGGAGGAAGAGGAAGCCCAGUUUACUACACAGAGUCCAGUCAUUCAGUUACUGUUGGCAUACCUGCUACAGACAGAAUGAGACCUGUUGUGACUCAGCAGCCAAACUGGCCUACGGUGUACUACGGUGAGAAGGUCACUCUGAGAUGUGAGAUCCAGGGACAACCUCAAGAUUGGGUUUUUGAAUGGAUAUCACCCUGUGGGGCUGUACCAUCGACCCAAAAUGAAACGCUUUGUUUAGGUUAUUCAUGUAAUGGGCACUACUGGUGUAGAGGCAGGAGGAAGAGUGAUCCACAGGAUGUCACUUGGUGGAGUGCUCCCUUAGAAAGCACACACGUUUCAUCACCAGAGUCAGUCCUGACUGUGUCUCCAUCAUGGCUGAGUCCUGGAGCCUCAGUGACUCUGAGCUGUGAGGUUAAAGAUUCAUCUGCAGGAUGGAGGUUCUACUGGUAUAAAGCUGUUCCUGAUUUAUUACAUGUAUUCAUGAUGUAUUACCGCAGACGUAGGAGCCUUUACUCUUCUAUUGGAUACAACUUUGAACACCUUCCUGGCACCAUCAAAGGGACUGUAGAGAACUCUUACAUCAUUCAUGGACAGAAACACACAGCAGGAUAUUUUUGUAGAGCUGGAAGAGGAAACCCAGAGUAUUUCACUGAAUACAGUGAAAUACAGUUUGUCUGGUCUGCAGAUUCUCAUCCAGCAGCUUCUCUCUCAGUGAGUCCUGACAGAGAGCAACACUUCAUCUCUGAGUCUGUGACUCUGAACUGUGGAGGAAACUCUACUGAGUACAGAGUGAUGACUCCUAGCAAAAUUAGUCCCUGGUAUUCAGACAUCUAUUUUGAGGAAGUAAAUAGAUUCACAACAAGAAUUAGAGCUCACUCGCCCUCUACUGCAGUGUACUGGUGUGAGUCUGAAUCAGGGGAGUUCAGCAAUGCAGUUAACGUCACAACACAUGGUGGUGAUUUAAUCCUGGUGAGUCCUGUACAUCCUGUUAAUGAGGGAGAUUCUGUCACUCUUGGAUGCAAACUGAGGAGCGAGAACUUCACAUCCACUGUGGGAUUCUUCAAAAAUGAUAAACUUAUCCAAAACGCGGUCAGAGGAGAGCUGAGUAUCCCCGCCGUGUCGGCUUCAGACGAAGGCUUCUACAGGUGUGGACAUUCAGGAGAGGUGUCUCCACAGAGCUGGGUGGCAGUUAAAUCAUUAAGUCCUUCUCUUCCUGUGUCACUCAUUGUUGGACUAGUUGUUGGUUCCCUGCUAACUGUCCUCCUCGUCGCGCUGCUGUUGGUGACUUUACGCAACAGGCUUUCUCAGUGUCACAGAACUAAUCAGACCUCAACAGCUCCUACUAAUAAACAGGAUGAAACCCCAAACCAAAUAUACUCGUCUCUCCUCCAAGGUGAUUCUGCCAUUUAUGAGUCAGUCAGAAGUCCUGGAAAUCCAGUCAACGAUCCAUAAAGUCUGUCACCUCAAGGAAGAAAAAAAGAGUUUUCCUAAUUACAAUGUUAAUUAAAAUCAUUGUGAUUUUGUUUUACUGUCACAGCACACCGAUGAACCAGCUGCACAAACUCAUGCGUUUUCAGUCAACUAUUACAUAUUCAUGAAUGUUAUGCUUAUCUUGAUAGUGCUGGAUUAUUAUAAUUUCAAAAUGCCACUUUA
Messenger RNA from Xiphophorus couchianus (Monterrey platyfish), 4090 nucleotides. Its product is annotated as Fc receptor-like protein 5. NCBI's taxonomy places the organism in Eukaryota, Metazoa, Chordata, Actinopteri, Cyprinodontiformes, Poeciliidae. The transcript has 16 exons. Gene Ontology annotation, biological process: cell surface receptor signaling pathway; immune response. Gene Ontology annotation, cellular component: external side of plasma membrane. The record is from RefSeq and is a predicted model, not a curated record. Bases 785 to 3889 code for a protein of 1034 amino acids. Gene Ontology annotation, molecular function: transmembrane signaling receptor activity.